This is a messenger RNA of Amborella trichopoda, 2769 nucleotides long. RefSeq names its product glutamine-tRNA ligase, putative / glutaminyl-tRNA synthetase, putative / GlnRS (gene OVA9). Gene Ontology annotation, biological process: glutaminyl-tRNA aminoacylation; translation. The record is from RefSeq and is a predicted model, not a curated record. Gene Ontology annotation, molecular function: ATP binding; glutamine-tRNA ligase activity. Gene Ontology annotation, cellular component: cytosol; cytoplasm. NCBI's taxonomy places the organism in Eukaryota, Viridiplantae, Streptophyta, Magnoliopsida, Amborellales, Amborellaceae.
CCGGGUUUAUACUUCAUAGACCACCCCUCACAAGACUCGGGUUUGGCGCCGUUCAAUUGUUAACCCGCUUUGCCCUAGAACACCUGUAAAAUCCCGUCACCGCUGCUUCGCCUCCGCCGCUCCUGCACUCUCCCGCCUCUCCUGCACUCUCCCGCCUCCGCUCUUUCUCUCUCUGUAUCUUCUAGUUCUCUCUGUACAUAUAUUCAUCCACUCUGUCCCCUUCUUCUGCAAUCUUUGGGUCUCGUCUGCCAUUUGAGGAGAAAAUGGUGGGUGUGGAUGAGGGCAACGAGUUGUUGCAGUUGUUCGUCAAGAUUGGGUUGGAUGAGCGCACUGCUCGCAAUGCUCUCGUCAAUUCGAAGGUCACUUCGAAUUUAACUGCAGUCAUUCAUGAGGCUGGAGUUGCAGAUGGAUGUAGUAAGUCAGUUGGAAAUCUACUUUACAUGGUUGGGACUAAAUUUCCGGCCAAUGCACUUGUUCAUCGGCCAUUUUUGCUCGAAUACAUAGCAUCAUCCAAGAUAAAAACGUCUGCGCAGUUAGAUUCUGCAUUGUCCUUUCUGGCUAAUAGUGGUCCAGAAAGCUUCAACGUGAAAGAAUUUGAAGAAGCUUGUGGUGUGGGGGUUGACAUUUCCACUGAAGAAAUUGAAAAUAUUGUGAACAUGGUUUUGGAGGAGAAUAUGGGGACCAUACUGGAACAACGUUAUCGUGUUAAUGUUGGUAAUCUUUGUGGUCAAGUUCGAAAGAGGCAGCCAUGGGCUGAUGCAAAAAUUCUGAAGCAAUAUAUUGAUGAUAAGCUUAAGGCUUUACUUGGUGAGAGGACGGCAGCUGAUGAUGAAAAACCUAUGAAAAAGAAGAAGGAGAAGCCUGUGAAGGGUGAAGCGAGUGCCUUGGAUUCUUCUCCAGCGCAACCUGUUGAAGAAGAAGUUAAUCCUUUUCUUAUAUUUCCUCAACCAGCGGAAAAUACUAAGGUGCAUACUGAGAUCUUCUUUAGUAAUGGUACCAUAUGGAGGCCGCACAAUACAAAGGAAAAGCUUGAGAAGCACUUGAAGGUAACAGGUGGUAGAGUAUAUACACGUUUUCCUCCAGAGCCGAAUGGGUAUCUUCACAUUGGUCAUGCCAAGGCUUUAUAUAUUGACUUUGGUUUGGCAAAGGAGAGGGAUGGAUGCUGUUAUCUACGGUUUGAUGAUACAAACCCUGAAGCUGAAAGAAAGGAAUAUAUUGAUCACAUGCAGGAAAUUGUUCCAUGGAUGGGUUGGACCCCUUUCAAGGUGACGUACACCAGUGAUUAUUUUCAAGAUCUUUAUGAUCUAUCUGUGGAGUUGAUUAAGCGGGGUUAUGCUUAUGUUGAUCAUCAGCUGCCCGAGGAGAUUAAGGAAUAUCGAGAAAAAAAAUUGGAUAGCCCAUGGAGAAAUCGACCAAUUGAAGAAUCAUUAAAGUUGUUUGAUCAAAUGAGGCGAGGCAUGAUUGAAGAGGGGAAAGCCACCCUGCGGAUGAAACAAGAUAUGCAGAGUGAUAACUACAACAUGUAUGAUCUGAUUGCUUAUAGAAUAAAGUUUACUCCUCAUCCACAUUCAGGAGACAAGUGGUGUAUAUAUCCAAGUUACGAUUACGCUCAUUGCAUAGUGGAUUCCCUUGAAAAUGUCACACAUUCGUUAUGCUCACUCGAAUUUGAGACCCGCCGUGCAUCAUACUAUUGGUUACUGGAGGCAUUAGACCUUUAUAUGCCUCAUGUGUGGGAAUAUUCACGGUUGAAUGUUACCAACACAGUGAUGUCCAAGCGUAAGUUGAAUCGGCUUGUGAUGGAAAAAUGGGUUAAUGGUUGGGAUGAUCCUUGUUUAAUGACACUAGCUGGCUUAAGGCGUCGAGGAGUGUCUCCAAGUUCAAUUAAUGCUUUUAUUCAGGGAAUUGGAAUUACGAGGAGUGAUAAUACCAUGAUACGCUUGGACCGCCUUGAGUACCACAUCAGAGAAGAGAUGAACAAAACUGCACCUCGUACGAUGGUUGUACUGCAUCCUCUUAAGGUUAUUAUUACGAAUCUGAAACCUGGUAUGAUCAUGGAGCUUAAUGCAAAGAUCUGGCCUGAUGCCCAAUUGGAUAACGAAUCUUCCUUUUAUAAGGUUCCUUUUACCAAUAUUGUUUACAUAGAACGUUCUGACUUUCGGAUGAAGGAUUCAAAGGAUUAUUAUGGCCUUGCUCCUGGAAAGAGUAUCCUUCUCAGAUAUGCAUUUCCAAUAAAGUGUACGGAAGUUAUACGUGGGGAUGAUGGAGAGACCAUCCUUGAGAUCCGGGCUGAAUAUGAUCCGUCUAAGUCAACAAAACCAAAGGGUGUUAUCCACUGGGUUGCACAGCCUUCUCACGGAGUAGAUCCUUUGAAGGUUGAAGUUAGGCUGUUUGAGAAGUUGUUUCUUUCGGAGAACCCUGCUGAGCUCGAUGAUUGGCUUGGUGAUUUGAAUCCACACUCCGUUGAAGUUGUACCUGAUGCAUAUGCUGUGCCUGCACUUGCAAAUGCUCAAUUAGGUGACAAGUUUCAGUUUGAAAGGCUUGGCUAUUUCGCUGUUGACACGGAUUCUACCUCAGAGAAGAUUGUCUUUAAUAGAACAGUCACGUUACGUGACUCAUAUGCAAAGGGUGGAAACAAAUAGGCCCAUACACAUUUAAAAGUUUUCAGCAGCUUUUGAAGCUGAUAUUAGCAUGAUAGACUUAGUAUGUGUUACUCCCAUAAUUUAUUCAUAUUAAUUAUAUAAUUUUCUUCUUUCAAGUUAGUAGACAACA